GAGAGAGAAAGACAGAGAGGUGGGGCAGAACAAUGGAAGAGAGAAAAUGAAAGAGGUAGAAAGGUGUAACAGUGUGUUAGUAACGCUUUAGUUUGUUCAUAGAUGAAUUGUACACAGGCCAACUUCUUGUAACACUAUUAUAUGAUACUUGACCAGUCUAUCGUUUUGACUUUUUAGAAUAUAUUUACAAACAACAGUACUCAGUUUUUAGCUUUUUAAGCUGUGAUUUUCUCAUAAUGGCAGCUACAUUUUUCGUUAUUAAAUUGCCAAAGCAAGAAUCAUGUUUGUCAAAACUUGAACGGAGCACUUCAUCAAGUUCUGAGCUGUUGUUAGAAACCACACCUAACUCUGAUUUAUUAUUAGGGGAUAACACCACUCGUUCUUUUAAUAAUAAUGUUUCUUCCACAAAGCUUUGUGAAACACCCAAAAUUGGCUCUCCAAAAUCAAGCAAUGACAACACUAUUACAACUCUGGUUUCUAACAAUAUUGAUGUUUUGGAUCAGGAGUACAGCAGAUUGACAGGAAACGAUGAUGUUGACAUGCAAAUCAAAAUCAGUGGUUUGGACAUUAAAGGUCAGGAUAACAAUAAAACAAUGGCUCUCUCAAGUUCCGUAUUAGGUAACUUGAGUAAGGUGCCACCUCAGCUGGGUGCAAAUUCUCAAGGUCAAAUAGCAAAACCACAGAAUAGAUUCCAAGUAACACCUAUAGAAGAACCUGGACAUGAAAUGCUGGAUUUUAUCCCUAAGGAAACUCCUGAAACGAUGGUGAAGGAUAUUCUGGAAGAAUCUUCAGUAAAAAACGAUAUCUGGACAGAUUCUGAUGCUUAUAAGCAAAUUACAUUUAUUGAUUGUGGUGCUCCUGCCAGAAUUGAAUACAUAUUGAAGAGACUAAUGGCAAUUGGAAUUGGUCAGAAACUCAAAGAUUCUUCCAUCAGUGUUUUCCCAGCAUCAAUACAUGUUGAGACUUUUGACCCAAAAAAUUCUAAAGAGGAAAGUAACAGUAUAAAGAAAGAAAAUGAAAGCAAUUUCAAGAAAUCUGUGAAGUCCCGUCUAGUUGUGGCACAGGUGGUAGAUUCCGUCCAUACUGGUGCUGUUUUUACAUUUGACUAUUGUAUGCUCAUAAUUUUAGCAAGUAUGAUUUCUGUUAUUGGUUUGGUAGAAAACAGUUCAGUUGUUUUAGUAGCCAGUAUGUUGAUAUCACCAUUGAUGGGCCCAAUACUGGCAGGGACUUUUGGUAUUGUGAUCCAAAAUUAUUCUUUACGAAAUCUUGGUCUGAGAUCGGAAUCAAUUGGUCUUGCAUUGUGCAUUAUCUGUGGGUUUAUCUUCGGACUAAUCAUUGGUUCCAUCCAACUCCAAGGAAUGACAGGAUACAUUGAUGAAUGGCCCACUAUGGAAAUGAAGUCCAGAGGUAUGGGUCGUAGUCUGUUGUUUGGUAUCUUAAUAGCACUCCCAUCCGGUGCUGGAGUGUCUCUGUCUGUUCUGGGUGGUAACUCUGGGCCACUGGUUGGAGUUGCCAUAUCUGCCUCACUACUGCCACCUGCUGUCAAUGCUGGAAUGCUGUGGUCAUUUGCUUUACUUUCAGUCAUCAGUCCACCAAAAACAACUCCACAUGACAAUACCACUGCUGUUUCAAUUAAUGCCCACCCUUUAGGGUGCUUGCCAUUUCAAGACAAUGCUUAUACACCAAUGUACAGCUGUGACAUGGCCAAAGAAAUGGGAAUCAUGGGAACAAUAAGUCUCCUGCUCACUCUACUUAACAUCGUCUGCAUAUUCCUAGUUGGUGUUGUCAUGUUGAAGAUGAAAGAAUUUGUGCCACUGGCUUCAACAGAUAAAACAGCAGAAUUUUGGGGGCAUGAUAUUAAAGUGGCCAGGGAUACCUACAAGACUGUGAAGGGCCCUGAAUGUCAGAAACUUUUAGAGAAAGAAAGAAACGAGUUUAAAUUGAGGUGCAUGAAUCAACUGUCAGGGGAUCCAACAGGCAAAUUUGACUCCAGUUCGAAGGUACAUGAAACCAAACCAAACAAUAAAGUCACCCAUGACAAUACUCAUACUUUGCAUGACUCAAAAUUUCCCAACCCUGGGGCGAUUGAGCUAUCCCCAGGGGUUAGAGUAGCACAACCAUUAUUUCCUACUUCUCCAGAGCACAUUCCCGUUGAAUUCUUUACUUCGCGAAGGCAUUUUUCCUAUGAAUUACAACACAGCCGUAGCAACUCUGAAGAAGCGAAUGAUAAACAUCAGAAAUUUCGGCUAGAACCACUUUUCCAUGUGGUGGGCAAGGAAAAAAUGUUUACUGUUACCCCUGUACCAGAUGUCCCAAACACCCAUCCCAUAAGGGGGAAGAAAGUUACCAAAUGAUCCCAGAGGAAGUGUAAGUAGCAUUGCUGAAGCAAGGGAUGGCUGUAGUGUGUGUAUGCAUCGAUACUUGUGUGUGAAUUAGUGGGAAGAAUGUGUAAGGUUAGUCAGUAAUAUUGAUUUUAAAUUUUGGCUCAAGGCCAGCAAGUUCAGGGAAGGAAGUAAGUCAAUUACAUCAACCCCAGUGUUCAACUGCUACUUACUUUAUAGACCCUGAAAUGACGAAAGACAAAGUCAGCCUCUGCACAAUUUGAACUCAGAACAUAAAAGACAGAGGAAACGCCUCUAAGCAUUUUACCCAGUGUGCUAAUGAUUCUGCCUUAAUGUUAGUCAGUAACAUUAACUCUACUCUUAUCUGCAAGCCUUGGUAAAGCGGGGAAUAAAUAUUUGUGAAGGUAUGUGUAUGUGUAUGAAUUGUUGGACAGGAUGUGUAUAGUGAGUGAUAUACAGUCAGAAGAAUGUGUAAAUAUGGAUGUGUGUAUGUGUGUGGCAUUAACUAGUGUAUUUCUAGUAGCCAGAAUGUACAGUGUGCACAUGGCUAUAUAUGUGGAAACAGUGUAUAUUUGUGUGUAUGUGUGUAGGGGGUUAUCUGUUCAAACAGUGUAUGUUUGUGCAUCUGUAUGCUUGUGAUUGUGUAUUUAAAAAUGCAUAUAUUUUAUGUAUAUAGGUGAAAAUCAUGAUGAUAUUGGUAUGCAUGUGUAGUUAUCUUUCCAUAAAAUAGGAAUAUGUGUAGAUAUAUAUAUGUAUGUAUGUAUUUUAGACACAUGUUUCCUUCAUGUGGUUAUGUUUGAAACUGGAGACAUAACGUAUGUAUAUAGCAAUAAACAAC
Molecule: messenger RNA, 3180 nt
Organism: Octopus sinensis (East Asian common octopus)
Lineage: Eukaryota; Metazoa; Mollusca; Cephalopoda; Octopoda; Octopodidae
Exons: 16
Coding region: 237-2354 (705 amino acids)
Source: RefSeq, a predicted model, not a curated record